Tetrahymena thermophila SB210 is the source of this 795-nucleotide messenger RNA. RefSeq lists its product as hypothetical. Lineage: Eukaryota; Ciliophora; Oligohymenophorea; Hymenostomatida; Tetrahymenidae. The record is from RefSeq and is a predicted model, not a curated record. The transcript has 2 exons.
AUGAAAUAUGAUUAACAUUUAGUAAAUAUUUAGGAUUUAUAGAAGUAGGAGAUUUGUUUAGCCAGUAAGCUAAUAUUUUAAUAGGGUCGUAAGGCUCAAUUCCUCUCUUCAUUAACUCUUUAUUGGUCUUAUGCACCCAAAUCUAGUGGAAUAUUUUAUCAUUUUCAUGCUCUCUUGCCAUAACAACAAAAAAGUUAAUCAUUGAUUUUGGCAUAGUUCCAGGUUCAUGAGAGAACGCAUAUCCCAAAAAGAAUAGGAAAGCGCACAUAAGGAUAGUUUUAUCAUAUUUAAAGUUUUUAUACCAUUUAUCUUUAACAUAAGCCUCAUAUAUAAUGUCAAAGCUUCUUGUGGCCACAUAGAGUCCAAAUAUAGAUCUUAUGCUUUUGUUUAAAAAUAGAAUACUAAUUAAGCCUCCAAAGAAACCACUUAAAAAAGAAUUUAUGUUUCGGUGAUUUGAAAUAUCAUUCAAUAAAGUGUUUGACAUUUUCAUAAUAAAGCAGUAAGUGCCUAAGAAUAACCCAGUGUUAAUCUACUAUUUCCCAAAAAGGAUAUUUAAGAAAAGAAGAGGGUUCUUCUUUAUCUUUUUUAAAUUAGAGAGUAUUGUAAUUAUUGUUUUAAAUGCGUAAGCAUAAGAGAAAGAUUUCAAAGAUUAGAGAAUUAUUCUAGCAAAUCUGUUGGUUUUAAGGUCAUCAAAUUCUUUUAAAUAAACUUUUAGUUGGCUAUUCGUGUUACCCAUUUUAUAUAUAUUUGAUAACAGAAAGAAAUGUUGAUUUUUAUUCUUUUUUGAGUUUGUGA